This is a messenger RNA of Chaetura pelagica (chimney swift), 3621 nucleotides long. RefSeq names its product formin 1 (gene FMN1). The coding region runs from base 1 to 3621 and encodes 1206 amino acids. NCBI's taxonomy places the organism in Eukaryota, Metazoa, Chordata, Aves, Apodiformes, Apodidae. The transcript has 17 exons. Gene Ontology annotation, cellular component: actin filament; nucleus; endoplasmic reticulum membrane. Gene Ontology annotation, biological process: actin nucleation. The record is from RefSeq and is a predicted model, not a curated record. Gene Ontology annotation, molecular function: microtubule binding.
AUGGAAGAAGGAAAAGCCGUGCCCGAUGGUAGAGAGCUCUCAGACCUGGACAACACAGCAGAAAGUGAACUUGAUCGUUCCACUACAUUUUCUGUGAAAACACUUUUGGGAUUUACUACUAAAUUUGAACCUACAACUUCCAAAGAAGAAGCAGUGCUUAAAGCAUUUCAACCUUUGCACACUAAUAUAAAUACUCCUGCUAACACCUGGUAUGAGAGGAAUGAUAAUGAUUGUGACGACGACUCAGAAAAUCAGCACGGGGUGAAUAGCACUGGUAGCCACGCUGAGCCAAUGUCUGGCAGGCAACCUGGCCUGGAACUGGAGUUAGCUGAACAGAAAGAAUUACUUCUUCACCAUUUAAGGUUUUUACAGACGUCUUUGUCUGAAUCUGACUAUGAUGACAAGGAUGCUAUUCUCGUGCAAGGUACUUUGGUUCAUACAACAAGUGAUACAGAAUCAGACACGGAGAGUAAGGAUCUAGACACUGAUGAAAACAAAACAAGCGAAACUGGGCUAAAUAAUACUGCUUUGUCUGCCGAGGCUUUGGAUGAUAACAAUCAAAAUAAGGAAGAAACAGAAUCAGAAGGGCACAUCAACAGUGAUGACACUGCCAGUACAGAUGACUUUGAGUUACACCCACCCAUUUCUAAGUGGCUCGCAGAAGAGUUGGAUGGUAUUCUAGAACGUAACUCCAAUGGAAAAGACAAAAUGUUAAUGGAUGAGCAGUUCAGUCGCUUGCUUGCUGCAGGGGAAUGCCCUGAAGAAAUUCCAGAUGAAGAACAAAGACAUUCAGCUGAUAAUAGGUCGCUCCAAAAAAUAGCAGUGGCUGAAAAGACAUUCCAGCUGCCCGCUUUCUUUAGUGGACUACGUGUGAGGAAAAAGGGACUAACCACAGAGGAUAGGGAAAUUGUUACAGAAAUUAAACCAAGGGAUAAUGAUUUAGCUCUGCUUAAAUUACGACAGCCUGUUAAGAAAUCCAGUAUUACAUCAGGUUUGACCACUAAAAAGAAGUCUGGUGAACUUAAAGCAAGUCCUACUUUCCUGGAACAGCUCUCGCACUUGUUAAACAUAGACGUCUCCAAGAAUGAAGACAGAACCCAGGACUCUGGUGAGAGAUCCGGGGAGACUGAGGACAGCGAUGAAGCUCAAGAGAGCAAAGCCUCCAGCAAAACCGAACCACGAUUUUCCUCUGAGGAAAUAAAAUCAAGCCCUGCUGAAUCUGCGCUGGACGUCUUUAAAGCUUUAUUCACACGACCUCCCAAAAAAGAAACAACGGCAGAUACUUCAGAGCUGGAAGCCAUAAAACGCAAAAUGAGAACUGAAAAAGAGUCCUUGAAAGCUGUAUUUGAAAGGUCAAAACCAAAACCUGGGGAUGGAUCAUCAGACAAAUCUCCUGACCUGAGUCCCUCAGAGCAAGAUGACAAGACUCCAGGAAGACUCCAGACUGUCUGGCCACCACCAAAAGCAAAGCAUGAAGAAGUAAAAGUAGGAUUAAAGUACACAGAAGCAGAGUACCAAGCUGCCAUUUUGCAUUUAAAGAGAGAACACAAAGAAGAAAUUGAAACAUUAAAGUCUCAGUUUGAACUCAGGGUAUUCCAUAUUCGUGGAGAACACGCUGUAUCAACAGCUCAGCUUGAGGAUAUCAUUGCACAUUUGAAGAAUGAACUUGAUAAUAAAUUAAAUAGAAGAAAUGAAAAAGCAAAGGAUAUUGGUGUUUCUACUGAAGAUGAUAACCCACCAAAGACAUACCGAAAUGUAUGUAUACAGACUGACAGAGAAACUUUCAUAAAGCCUAGUGAAGAAGAAAACAGAGCUGUGAAAAAUAACCAAAUAGUACCCAAAAAGCUUAAUAUUUCUUCUUUGUCACAUAGUAUUUCUGUCCAAAGUGAAAAUAAGGACAAUUAUAAUGUACAGUCUUCAGAAAAUAUCUUAUUUUGUCAACCAAAACAAAUGCUGCCGCCUCCUCCUCCACCACCACCACCACCACCUCCUCCCCUUCCUGAUUCUUCACUACUAGGUUUAGUUCCUCCACCACCACCUUUGCCAAUGGGUCCAACUUCACAGACAUCUCAGUUUGGAUCUGGUGCACCACUGCCACCUCCACUUUCUGAAGGCUGUAGGAAUUUUCAAGCACCACCACCACCACCACCACCUCUUCCAGGGUUGGGACCUCCUGUGCCUCCUCCAUUGCCUGGAUCUGGGUUACCUCCACCCCCUCCACCUCCUGGGCCUGGGUUAUUUUUUAAUAGCACUUUAUCUUCAAACCAAGGUCCUCGAAAACCUGCCAUUGAACCUAGCCGUCCCAUGAAGCCUUUGUAUUGGACACGGAUACAAUUACAAGGCAGCAGGAAAACUGCUGUGCCAACAUUAUGGGAAUCACUAGAAGAACCUGAUAUACUUGAUACUACUGAGUUUGAAUAUUUAUUUUCUAAAGACACCACUCAGGAAAAAAGAAAACCAUUAUCAGAGACUUACGAAAAAAAAAACAAGGCGAAAAAGAUUAUCAAAUUGUUGGAUGGAAAACGGUCUCAAACUGUAGGAAUUUUAAUAUCCAGUUUGCACCUGGAGAUGAAGGAUAUUCAACAAGCUAUACUGUGUGUUGAUGACUCUGUGGUAGAUCUGGAAACACUGGAAGCACUAUAUGAAAAUAGAGCACAGAAGGAUGAGCUGGAGAAAAUCAAGCAAUACUAUCAGACUUCAAAAGAAGAUGAACUGAAGCUUCUGGAUAAACCAGAACAAUUUUUAUAUGAGUUAUCUCAGAUCCCCAACUUCACAGAACGAGCUCAGUGUAUUAUCUUCCAGUCAGUUUUCUCUGAAGGAAUAUCAGCAGUGCAUCGGAAAGUUGACAUCAUAACUCGUGUUUCUAAGGCGUUGCUGAACAUGACAAGUGUAAAGGAAAUUUUAGGUUUGAUUCUGGCUUUUGGAAAUUACAUGAAUGGCGGGAAUAGGACCCGAGGUCAAGCUGAUGGAUUUGGUUUGGAAAUACUCCCCAAACUAAAGGAUGUCAAAAGCAGAGAUAGUGGUAUUAAUCUUGUGGAUUAUGUCGUCAUAUAUUACCUACGCCAUUGUGAUAAGGAAGCAGGAACAGACAGGAGUAUUUUUCCUUUACCAGAACCACAGGAUUUUUUCCAGGCCUCCCAAGUUAAGUUUGAAGACCUAAUAAAAGAUUUAAGGAAACUGAAGCGAGAUCUAGAAGCCUCUGAAAAGCAGAUGAAGUUAGUUUGCAGAGAGUCUUCCGAACAGCAUCUCCAGCCCUUCAAGGAGAAAUUAGAGGAUUUCUUCCAGAAAGCUAAAGAAGAACGUAAAAAGGAAGAGAGCAGUUUGGAAAAUGCACAAAAAUGCUUUGAAGAGACAGUGGGAUACUUUGGUAUAAAGCCAAAGCCUGGCGAGAAGGAGAUCACACCAAACUACGUUUUCACGGUGUGGUACGAAUUCUGCAGUGACUUCAAGACCAUUUGGAAACGAGAGAGCAAAAGUAUUUCCAAGGAACGAAUUAAAAUGGCUCAGCAAUCAGUAAGCAAGUUAACUGCAGAGAAGAAAGUUGAAACAAAGAGAAUCAAUCCUACAGCUAGCCUGAAAGAAAGACUACGUCAGAAGGAAGCCAGUGCGACUGCCAACUGA